Molecule: messenger RNA, 2305 nt
Organism: Trichomycterus rosablanca
Lineage: Eukaryota; Metazoa; Chordata; Actinopteri; Siluriformes; Trichomycteridae
Gene: abcg5
Product: ATP-binding cassette, sub-family G (WHITE), member 5
Exons: 13
Coding region: 53-2029 (658 amino acids)
Biological process (GO): cholesterol efflux; transmembrane transport; cholesterol homeostasis
Cellular component (GO): ATP-binding cassette (ABC) transporter complex; apical plasma membrane; plasma membrane
Molecular function (GO): ATP hydrolysis activity; ATP binding; ABC-type transporter activity
Source: RefSeq, a predicted model, not a curated record
UAAAGGUUCACGCAGACUUGCUGUCUGUGAGAAAUUCCAUUUCCUGUUGUGAAUGACAGUGGGCAGCAUGAAGAACUCUUACUCCAUGCAGGCCAACGGCCAGAAAAGUGGCUCUAAUGAAUCUUUCAGGUUUGUUUCUGAGAAGAGGACAGACAUACAGCACCCGAAGCCUUGUGAUCAGCCAUCCUGCACUCUCAGUGUGAGCAAUGUGUCCUACAAAGUAAGUGAGCGAGUAGGACCCUGGUGGGAUCUCCCAUCCUACAGAAAGAAAUGGACUCGGCAGAUCCUGAAUGAGGUGUCUUUUCAUGUAGACAGUGGACAGAUAAUGGGCAUUUUGGGAAAUUCAGGCUCUGGAAAGACUACACUGUUGGACGCUAUUGCUGGUCGGAUUGGCAACAGUGGGACACUAGUUGGCGAAGUGUUCAUGAAUGGAAGAAAACUCAGACAAGCCCAGUUUCAGCACUGUUUUUCCUAUGUGCUACAGAGUGACAAUCUUCUAAGCUAUCUGACAGUAGAGGAGACUCUCAUGUUCACGGCUCAGCUGGCACUAAGACAGCACUCCACUGGUGCCAUCCGCAGAAAGGUGGCUGCAGUUAUGGCCGAACUGAGUCUAAGCCACGUGGCACAUACUGUGAUAGGAGGCCGAAUCUUUCCAGGUAUCUCUGGAGGAGAGAGGAGAAGGGUGUCUAUCGCUAGCCAGCUACUUCAAGACCCCAAGGUGAUCCUUCUGGAUGAACCAACCACAGGCCUGGACAGCAUGACAGCCAAUCAAAUUGUAGUACUUCUUGCAGAGCUUGCCAAGAGAGACCGGAUAGUUGUAGUAACCAUCCAUCAGCCUCGUUCAGAACUCUUCAGAGUCUUUAGCAGAAUCGCUAUCAUGAGUUGUGGAGAGUUAGUGUUCUGUGGGGAGCCUGGAGAGAUGGUAGAAUUCUUUAGUAGCUGUGGUUAUGAGUGCCCAGAGUACUGCAACCCAUUUGACAUCUAUGUGGACCUGACCUCAGUUGACACACGCAGCAGCGAGAGAGAGGCUGUCACCUACAGACGCAUGCAUGACAUCACCUCAGCAUUUCAAAAUUCAGAGAUCUAUCAGAAAAUUACAUUUAGGAUUCGGCAGAGCUGUAAUCGUCUCAACAAACCAAUGAUCCCAUUCAAGAGUAAAGAGUCCCCCAACUGUAUGUCCAAACUGGGUGUUCUGGUCAGGAGGACAGUACGGAACUUGUCUCGGGACAGGAUGGGUGUUAUCAUGCGCCUCUCUCAAAAUCUCAUCUAUGGGCUUUUUGUGGCCUUCUUUGUUAUGAAACUAGAUAUGGAUGUAACUAAGGGGGCGGUCCAGGACCGAAUUGGUAUUAUCUACCAGUGCAUGGGUGCUUCACCAUACACUGGCAUGCUGAAUGCUGUAGCCCUGUUUCCUGCUCUGAGAGCAAUAGCUGAUCAGGAAAGCAAAGAUGGACUGUACCAGAAAUGGCAGAUGUUCCUCGCCUACAUAAUUCACAUCCUCCCCUUCAGUAUCAUUAGUGUGUUUAUCUUCACCUCCUUUCUUUACUGGACGGUGGGCAUGAACCCAGAUCCCUGGCGGUUCUUGUGUUUUACAGCCGUGAUCAUGGUGCCCCACAUCACUGGUGAGCUCCUGACCUUGGUCCUGUUGGGGGUGGUUCAAGACCCCAACAUGGUCAACAGUGGAAUGGCUUUGCUCAACAUAGCUGGGAUCAUGGUGGGCUCUGGAUUUCUCAGAAGUACUCAGCAGAUGCCAGAGUUGUUCCAAUGGCUUAGUUACCUCACUUUCCAGAAGUACGGCUGUGAGUUACUCAUCGUUACCGAGUUCUAUGGGCUGAACUUUACCUGUAGUACAGCAGGGGUUUUCCCAGGAACAUGCUUGAUAAAGGAUGGCAACCUCAUCAUAGACCAAGGUUACCCAGGAGCCCCCUCACGCUAUACCCUGGACUUUCUUUUGCUUUACGCCUUCCUGCCUGCUCUUGUAGUGCUGGGAGUCAUCAGCUUUAAGAUACGAGACCACCUUGUCAGACGCUAAGCAACUGUGUUUGUGUUCUAAGAAUCAGUUGUCCUGGGUUUUAACUUGUUUGUAUAUACAGUGUGGAUCAUACAUCACUUAUUAUUUUAACAGAUAAAUAAUACAUUCUAGCCACCAAAAAGACACUGGUGCAUUGGUGGUCAUUCACAUAAUUCACAUUUUUCUUUUUAGUUUAUCAUAGACCUGAUCAUCUUUGUUUUUAAAUAAAUUAUUAAACAAUUUUAAGUGUAACUGUAGAUAAUGUAUUUUGAGUAAUAAAAGUAACAAAAAAGUAAA